Messenger RNA from Gigantopelta aegis, 2780 nucleotides. Its product is annotated as sulfate transporter-like. Gene Ontology annotation, molecular function: oxalate transmembrane transporter activity; bicarbonate transmembrane transporter activity; sulfate transmembrane transporter activity. Lineage: Eukaryota; Metazoa; Mollusca; Gastropoda; Neomphalida; Peltospiridae. The transcript has 2 exons. The record is from RefSeq and is a predicted model, not a curated record. Gene Ontology annotation, biological process: transmembrane transport. The coding region runs from base 427 to 2433 and encodes 668 amino acids. Gene Ontology annotation, cellular component: membrane.
ACAAAACUUAGUUUGAUAGCUGUGUCCCGCAUGUAAAUCAAUCGUUAUUCGUGAAGGUCACGGUCAGAUCCGCCAUUGUUGCUAACACAAAAUUACAUGUGCGUGAAGGACAGACGCCAGAGGCUUGUUCAGGAGGGUGAACGCUCGCCGUCACUCGCUAGUUUAGUUUUUGCGCCUAACGUUACAUGAAUGUAAUGCGACAGACGUACCAGUUAAACUGGUCGCGGACGUUCGCUCUGCUGAACAUGCAGUUUGCUAGUGACGUGCUCAGAAAUGACAACUAUCGAACAACUAUGAUAUAAUUGAUAUCACACUUGUGGAGUAUGGAUUUGAAAUGUACAUUGGUUAUAAUGCCCUCGUUUGAAUAGAUCGACAAUCAUCCAAAAUUGAUUAGAAGGAAACAAUACACUGCAAUUUUCGGCAACUAUGGAAUUGUCCUUGGAUACCGUAACUCCCGAUGAUGAUUUUGAGACGAUUUGCAUCAAGCGUCGAGUCUACACACAACCCGACUUGGACAAGGUCUACAAUGAAACGCCAACGCCUAGAACCUUGAAAGAACGCACCAGAAAGGCAUGUCAGUACAACAAGAAGACCGUUUGUAAAGGCAUCCUGUCAAUGUUACCCAUUUUCCAUUUCUUUAGGUGGUAUAAGUGGAGACAGAACCUGGUCAGUGAUGCACUGGCUGGUCUGUCUGUUGCCUUCAUGCAUCUACCAGUAAGUCUCGCUAUGGGUAUUCUUUCAUCACUUAAACCCAUUUAUGGGUUGUACACCUCAUUCUUUGGAAUAUUAUUUUAUACAAUAUUUGGCACGUCUCGCCAUGUUUCCUUUGGAACGAAUUCUGUAUUGACUCUUCUGACUGCCACUAUAGUGGAAAGGGAGGCCGAUUUAAAAUAUGGUGAUGUAGACAUUCCUUCAAACCUAAGUGCAGUAGACUCAACUAUCGAAAAUGAAAGACUGGAGUACAAAGUUGGUAUUGCAAUGGCUGCUGCUUUCAUGACUGGACUAAUUUUACUUGUAAUGGGUUUACUGAGAUUAGGGUUUAUCACCAGCUAUCUUUCUGUCUCAUUUGUUGGUGGAUUUACAACGGGAGCAGCCUUUCACAUCGCGACCAGUCAAGUCAGCAAAAUAUUAGGCAUCAAUGUACGAAGUCACUCUGGAGCUGGAAAAAUAGUGUUCGUGUAUAUGGACAUAAUUAAGAACAUUGCAAACACAAAUGUUGGAGAUCUCAUUGUUGGCAUAAUAAGCAUGGUCAUUUUGCUAGGAGUGAAGAUUGGAAUCAAUGAACGUUAUAAGAAGAAAAUGAAAAUGCCUAUACCUAUAGAUCUGACUCUUGUUAUUACAGCAACAAUAAUUUCACAUUUUGCUGAGUUUGAAAGACGCUUCGGAAUUUCUGUGGUUGGGCAUAUUCCAUCUGGAAUGCCUGUACCACGUCUACCAGAUGUAAAUGCAUUAGGUAGAAUCGGCCAAGACAGCUUCAUAAUCGCUAUACUGGCUUUUGCUAUGUCAAUAUCCAUGGCAAAGCUUUGUGCUACUCUGCAUAGCUAUGAAAUAGACAGCAACCAAGAGUUAAUAGCCUACGGAGCAUCCAAUGUGCUCGGGUCAUUUUUUCAGUGUUUUCCAAUGUGUGUGGCACCACCAAGAACAAUGCUCCUUAGUUCGCUUGGAGCCAAAACAACGCUGAAUGCGAUUCCAACUGCCAUAUUUAUGCUGGUAGUGUUGCUGGUGGCGGGUCCACUCUUUGUCUCUCUUCCAGUAACUCUUUUGGCAGCAAUGAUUAUCGUAGCAGUGAAGAAUGUACUGCUUCAAGUCAGACAACUUCCUAAUGUUUGGAUGGUCUGCAAAUCAGAUUUUGUGAUUUGGCUGGUAACAGUAAUAGUUUGCAUUCUAGUUGAUCUUGAUAUUGGCAUUAUUGUAGGAGUGGGAACAUCUAUAUUUACAGUCAUCGUCCAGAGUCAGUUUUCAUCUGGGCGACUGGUUGGAAUCUCAGAGCAAGAAGACAUUUACCUCGACCUCAAGGGUCGCAAAAAUAUCAAAGAACUGAACGGGGUAAAAAUACUUUACUUUAACACACAAUUAUUUUUUGCCAGCGUGGACAGAUUUAAAUCGGAGCUUUUUAAGAAAACGUUUAAUCCAUUAAAUUUUGAGAUUGGUAGGGGUAUAAACGACAAUGAAACGUGUAUCCAUCACAUCAUUAUAGACUGUUCCGCUAUGACCUACAUUGACACGGCUGGUGUAAAUGUCCUUAAGAUGGUCAUUAAGCAAUUCAAGCGAGCUGGGACAGAAGUAUUUCUUGCAAACUGUUGCCGCUGUAUGUUGAUUGUGUUGGACAGAGCUCAGGUUUAUGACAUCCUGCCAAAAGAUCAUGUUUUCUUCAGUGUACACGACGCUGUGACCAAAGCUGCUGGAGCGAGAUUAUUUGUAGUGAAACUGUAGGCUGAAAUAAAAUUGUUUAAAACUUGAUUAUGAUGAACAUGGACGUCUGUUUGAUAUAGAAGAAGCAUAUGGUUCGGUAUCAGGACAUUUGUCUCUCUUCUUUUCCACCAGUGAUUUCGUCCAUGUUCAAUGUACAUUUUAGAUAUGCCACAACUUUUGAAAUACUAAUAGUAUGAUUUCUAACAUCGAUCAUAGAAUACACCAAGAGUUCUGAUUAAUGUUAUAAUAUGUAAAAAUAGCAAGUGUCAUUUGGCAGGUUUCGAACCUACUGCACUGAUUCGCGUGGCAUUGGACACUUUAGCGUCAUUAAAAAAAAAAAAAAUACAUAUAUUUAUUUACAAUAUCAA